UGCUGUCCUGUGAUUUAAAAUAAGCCCAAACUCAGAAGCUUAUACAGUACAAUUUAUAUGCAGCAUUCUUUCACCGUAUUCUUUGUUUAACCCGAACCCGAGUCCGCAUUCCACUGGCAGCAGAAAUAGCCCUUAGCGUCCAAUGGUGUCGGAAAUGGAAUUGUUGGCCGGGGAAGCUCAACUACCACCCACCUUCUUUUCCUUGUCCAACAAACCAUUUUAAUGUAACAAUGAAUUCACCAUUUCUCCCCUGCAGUAGUCUUCCCCUCCCAUCUCCCAUCACCCAUCACCCCCCCUCUCCGUGCAUCCUUAAUUACCAUUCAAGUCUGCUUAAUUAAUACCUCCCAUCUCCUUGCUCCCAUUAUAUAACUAAUCCUCCCCUGUCACGCACGCAGCUCUUCGCCUUGCAAAAUGUCUAAGCCACGUCCCAAACAGGGAUUGAUGCUGCGGGCAAGUUUGAAGAAUCGCGCUGCGAUGGCGGGGCGGUUGGUUAACGAGGUUGUCAGCUUCGUGGUCUUCACCGUCCUGGAUCUGCUCGACGUCGUGCUCUGUUUGGCGUACAAGCUUCUCGACUAUGCUUUUGAGGCGGAGUGGAAGCCGUGCUAUUGCUCCUCUUCGGCGCGCGAAAUGAUAACGAGCAGCGGCAAGAUACUCGUCUCGGAGAGAGGCGGCGGGUCUAAAGUCGUGUGCUUGUGCUCCAGCAAGAUCCAUCUUGAGGAUAUAUCUGAUACUCUGUAUUCCCGUCCCCCGCUUCUGUCCGAGCUCUCGCGGUCCACCAUGACGGAGCUUCGACGGUUGGGCUCAACGCGCUCGCACGCUGCGUCUGUCACCACAUUUACGAUCAACUCCACCAUUGUGGAGAUGCUGGAGGGGAAGAUUGGCGGCCGGAAGUCUGACCCUGUUCCUCGCUGGUCGGACUGCGCUUGCAAGCGGUGUACGGGCUGGUGCUCGCCCUCCGCUUCCGGCGACUUAUAUGUACACGCGCAGUAUCCGCCAGAUGGAGCGGUCGCGGCGGAGGACGUGUUGUUCAUCCACGGCUUCAUAUCAUCGUCAGCCUUUUGGACGGAGACUGUCUUUCCCAAUUUCUCGGAGGCGGCUAAGUCCAGAUACAGGUUUUUCGCUGUUGACUUGCUGGGCUUCGGCAGGAGCCCGAAGCCGGCGGAUUCGCUGUACACUCUGCGGGAGCACGUGGACAUGAUCGAGCGCUCGGUGCUGAAGCGCUACCGGGUGCAGUCCUUACACAUUGUGGCUCACUCUCUCGGCUGUAUUCUCGCGCUGGCCCUCGCCGUUAAGUACCCCGACGCCAUUAAAUCACUCACUCUCCUCGCCCCGCCGUACUUUCCGGUGCCGAAAGGGGUGCAGGGAACGCAAUACGUGCUGAGAAGGGUGGCGCCGCGGCGGGUGUGGCCGCUGAUAGCGCUGGGAGCGUCGGUGGCGUGCUGGUACGAACAUAUUAGCCGCACUGUGAGCUUACUCAUGUGCAGGCACCACCGUUUCUGGGAAUUCCUCUUUCGGCUCCUCACCUUUAACAGGAUAAGGACAUUUCUGAUGGAGGGGUUCUUCUGCCACACGCACAACGCUGCAUGGCACACCCUUCACAACAUCAUCUGCGGAAGCGCGGGGAAGAUAGAAGGCUACCUAGACACGGUGAGGGAGAAGAUGCGCACGUGCGAGGUGACGAUUCUCCAUGGCAGUGACGACGAUGUCCUCCCCGUGAGCUGCAGCUCCGCCGUGAAGUCCAGAGUCCCACGUGCCAACCUCCGCCUCAUCAACGGCAAGGAUCACAUCACCAUCGUCAUCGGACGCCAGAAGGCCUUCACCAGAGAGCUCGAGCAGAUCUGGGCCGCUGCGAAUCUCAAAGCAAACUUCACCCGUCGAACCCUGAUGGAAACGAAAAGGCAGAAAGCAGAGGGUGGGAGGGGAGAUUUGUGAACAGAUUGCAGAUGGGAUUUUCCUUUUUUUUUUUUUAAUGUUCGGAAAUUAUU
Phalaenopsis equestris is the source of this 1985-nucleotide messenger RNA. Its product is annotated as probable lysophospholipase BODYGUARD 1. Lineage: Eukaryota; Viridiplantae; Streptophyta; Magnoliopsida; Asparagales; Orchidaceae. The coding region runs from base 412 to 1932 and encodes 506 amino acids. The record is from RefSeq and is a predicted model, not a curated record. The transcript has 4 exons.